UGUUUUCCAGCUUCCCAGAUGUGCCAGUUACAGGCACCUCUCCCAGCGCUCGAGCUUUGCUGCCUCUGCUGUGCCUCGCUCGCCGCGGCCUUAGCCAGCGACAGCGGUAGCGGCGGCAGCGGAUUAAAUGAUGAUUACGUCUUUGUCACGCCAGUAGAAGUGGACUCAGGCGGGUCAUAUAUUUCACACGACAUUUUGCACACCGGCAGGAAAAAGCGCUCGGUGCAGAGUGGCAGGAGCUCCUUGCACUACCGAUUUUCAGCAUUUGGACAGGAGCUACACUUAGAACUUGAGCCCACGGUGCUUUUGAGCAGUCACUUUAUUGUCCAGGUGCUUGGAAAAGACGGUGCCUCAGAGACUCGGGAACCUUCCGUGCGACGAUGUUUCUAUCAGGGAUUUAUCAGAAAUGACAGCUCCUCGUCUGUGGCUGUGUCUACGUGUGCUGGCUUGUCGGGUCUCAUAAGGACACACAAAAAUGAAUUCCUCAUCUCACCGUUACCUCAGCUGCUGGCCCAGGAACACAACUACAGCACCCCUGUGGGCCACCAUCCCCAUGUACUGUACAAGAGGACAGCAGAGGAGAAGGUCCAGUGGUACAGUGGCUACCCUGGCCCCAGCCGGACUUACCCCGGUCACUCCCCAAGUCACACUCCCCCUGCAUCCCAGAGUGCAGAGACAGAAUCCCACCGUCGAAGGUGGCAAAAGCAGCAUUUUUGUGGACGACGCAAGAAAUAUGCUCCCCAGCCUCCCACUGAGGACGCCUACCUACGAUUGGAUGAGUACGGGAGCUCAGGACGGCCCCGGAGAUCAGCUGGGAAGUCCCAGAAGGGCCUCAGUGUGGAAACCCUCGUGGUGGCAGACAAGAAGAUGGUGGAAAAGCACGGCAAGGGCAAUGUCACCACGUACAUCCUCACAGUCAUGAACAUGGUUUCCAGCCUGUUUAAAGAUGGAACAAUUGGAAGUGACAUAAACAUUGUAGUGGUGGGCCUCAUUCUUCUGGAACAAGAGCCUGGAGGACUGUUGAUCAACCACCAUGCGGAUCAGUCCCUGAACAGUUUUUGUCAGUGGCAGUCUGCCCUCAUUGGAAAGAACGGCAAGAGGCACGACCAUGCCAUCUUACUCACAGGAUUUGACAUUUGUUCCUGGAAGAAUGAACCGUGUGACACUCUAGGGUUUGCCCCAAUCAGUGGGAUGUGCAGUAAGUACCGAAGUUGCACCAUCAAUGAAGACACGGGGCUGGGCCUUGCCUUCACCAUUGCCCAUGAGUCAGGACACAAUUUCGGCAUGAUUCAUGACGGGGAAGGCAAUCCGUGCAGGAAGGCUGAGGGCAACAUCAUGUCUCCCACGCUGACAGGAAACAAUGGAGUGUUUUCGUGGUCUUCCUGCAGCCGACAGUAUCUCAAGAAGUUCCUUAGCACACCUCAGGCUGGGUGUCUAGUGGAUGAGCCCAAGCAAACAGGACAGUAUAAAUAUCCAGACAAACUGCCAGGGCAGAUUUACGAUGCAGACACACAAUGCAAGUGGCAAUUUGGAGCAAAAGCCAAGUUAUGCAGCCUUGGUUUCGCAAAGGACAUUUGCAAAUCACUCUGGUGCCACCGACUGGGCCACAGGUGUGAGACCAAGUUCAUGCCGGCAGCCGAAGGAACCGUUUGUGGCUUGAGUAUGUGGUGUCGCCAAGGCCAGUGUGUGAAGCUGGGGGAGCUCGGGCCGCGACCCGUCCAUGGCCAGUGGUCCUCCUGGUCGAAGUGGUCAGAAUGUUCCCGGACUUGUGGCGGAGGAGUGAAGUAUCAGGAGAGACACUGCAACAACCCCAAGCCUCAGUAUGGUGGCAAGUUCUGUCCAGGAUCUAGCCGUAUGUAUAAGCUGUGCAACACUGACCCUUGUAGUGCAAAUAGCUUGGAUUUUCGAGCCCAGCAGUGUGCAGAAUAUAACAGCAAGCCUUUCCGUGGAUGGUUCUACCAGUGGAAACCCUAUACAAAAGUGGAAGAGGAAGAUCGUUGUAAACUGUACUGUAAGGCCGAGAACUUUGAAUUUUUUUUUGCAAUGUCUGGCAAGGUGAAAGAUGGAACUCCUUGUUCACCGCACAAAAAUGACAUCUGUAUCGAUGGGAUUUGUGAACCAGUUGGAUGUGAUCAUGAACUGGGCUCCAAAGCAGUUUUGGACGCCUGUGGGGUCUGCAAAGGAGAUAACUCAACUUGCAAGUUUUAUAAAGGGCUGUACCUCAACCAGCAUAAAGCAAAUGAAUAUCAUCCGGUAGUCGUCAUUCCAGCCGGAGCCCGAAGCAUCGAGAUCCAGGAGCUGCAGAUUUCCCCCAGUUACCUCGCUGUGCGAAGCCUCAGCCAGAGGUAUUACCUCACCGGCGGCUGGAACAUUGACUGGCCGGGGGAGUUCCCCUUUGCAGGGACCACGUUUGAAUAUCAACGCUCCUUCAGCCACCCAGAACGCCUGUAUGCACCAGGACCCACGAACGAGACGCUGGUCUUCGAAAUUCUGAUGCAAGGCAAAAAUCCUGGAAUAGCUUGGAAGUACGCACUUCCCAAGGCCACAAACAGAACUCAUUCAGCCACAAAAAGACAGCAGCACACGUGGAGCACAAUGCAGUCAGCCUGCUCCGUCUCCUGCGGAGGAGGUUACAUAAGUGUAAAGGCCAUUUGCUUACGAGAUCAAAAUACUCAAGUCAAUUCCUCGUUCUGCAAUAUGAAAACCAAGCCAGCAACAGAACCCAAAAUAUGCAAUGCUUUCUCCUGCCCAGCCUAUUGGAUGCCCAGUGAAUGGAGCGCCUGCAGCAAGCCGUGUGCUGGGGGCCUGCAGAGCCGGAAGAUCCAGUGCGUGCAGAAGAAGCCCUUCCAGGAAGAGGAGGCAGUGCUGCAUUCUCUCUGUCCCGUGAGCACACCCACUCAGGUUCAGGUCUGCAACAGCCACACCUGCCCAGCAGCAUGGAGCCCGGGGCCCUGGUCUCAGUGUUCCAAGACCUGUGGACGUGGAGUGAGGCAGCGUGAGGUCCUGUGCAAGAGUUCUGCCACAGAAGUGCUCCCUGAGAGCCGGUGCAGCAGCAGCCCCAGACCCGAGGCACAGGAGGGCUGUGUGCUUGGACGGUGUCCCAAGAACAACCGGCUACAGUGGGUCACCUCUUCCUGGAGCGAGUGUUCCACGACCUGUGGCUUGGGUGUGAGGAGGAGAGAGAUGAAGUGCGGUGAGAAGACAUUGCAGGGGAAGCUGAUCACUUUCCCUGAGCGAAGGUGCCGCAGUAUUAAGAAACCAAACCUGGCCUUGGAAGACACGUGCAGCCACAGGGCUUGUCCCGUGUACAACCUGGCACCAGGAUGGUAUUCAUCGCCAUGGCAACAGUGCACAGUAUCCUGCGGAGGAGGCAUCCAGACCCGCUUAGUCCACUGUGUGCAGCAAGGCCGGCCCUCCUCCAGCUGCCUGCUCCACCAGAAGCCACCAGCGCUCCGAGCCUGUAAUACCAACUUCUGUCCAGCUCCGGAAAAGAGAGAGGACCCAUCCUGUGUAGAUUUCUUCAGCUGGUGCCCCCUGGUUCCUCAGCAUGGUAUCUGCAAUCACAAGUUUUAUGGGAAACAGUGCUGCAAGUCCUGCACAAGGAAGAGCUGAUCUGGGGGCCACCCCAGUAGUCUAUGUUUCAGCCUCCAGAGAGACCAGACCCCUUCCAUCCUAGGCUGAGCACUGGGACACUCCGUGAGCUGCUGAGGGUUCAAGGAGCUCCUGGCUGAUGCUGGUCUCCCCAGUCAAUCCCCGGAGCACGAGGUACUCUGAAGCACGUGAACAUGAGAAGCGAUGACAAAUCUGACUUACAGAAACAAAGAGCAAACUUGGAUUUGCACUGUUACACAGAAGAAGUGAUGCACCACACUGAGAUAUGUCAGUUUGUAAUUUGACAAGUUGAGUCUCAUCAAAUUUCAGACAGGCCCCUCUCCCUCUCCUUGAACUUCAAAGGAUUCAGUGGCAAAGACAUCUGUGUUUUGUUUUUUUUUUAAGGUUCUUUAAGACUUCAGGUCCAAUCAAAUAUGAAUGAAACACCAAUCAAAGAUGAACACCUGGCUGUUGCUUGGAGUUUACAGUUUGACUUAAACUGUGAACACCCAAACCAGGAGUUACAUCAAAGGACAAAUGGUGCUCACAAUUGUGCUUGCUGCUGGACUGGCAAGCUUCAUGUUAUGUUUAUUUAGUGUGUGUGUGGGUGUGUGUUUCAUUGAUUAAAAUAUAUUCUGCUUAUAGAGAGUCUCCAAGACUAAAAUUAGCAACUUGAAAAGUGUUCCAAGGAAUAUGGUGAAGAGAGAACAACACGAACUAUUGAAGAUCACCGUGGAAUAGAAAUUCACACUGGGUAGGGGGAAUGUGGUAGGAGACAAGUCCUGAUGUCCUUCACAUGGUAUCAACCUCAUCACUCUUGGUGCUUGCAGGGCAGCCUGGUGCCUGCUCUUUGGUGAUGAGAAUCGGUGAUUUGUUUGUUUCUGGUAAAAAAUAUAGGAGCAACUAGAUGGCAAAAUAACCAUUUGAAGGAAAGAAGCCCAUCAUUUACAAUGGCCCAUACAUAUUACCAUCGUUCUGAGAAAUCAAAGUCUGUUUGUGGCUUUUUCCUACCAACCAACAUGUUUAAAUUUUCCCUAAGGUUUAGUUAACAGCGGAAAAAACGGCUAUUAAUAAAUCGCAAUAUGCCAAGCCCCUUUAUUUUGCAAUGUUUCAAAUGAUAUUUUCAGUCAUCAGAAGCCAGCCGUUGAUAGGUAUUAAUGAGCUAAAAAUUGUCCACAAUUGGAAAACCACCACCCUGUUUUGCCAAAACCAAAGUAGUUUACAAGACUGUCCUGUAAGUUUUUUAGCAGUGGUUAUUAAAGGGCGCAUCUGUAUAAUGCUACUCUAUUCCUCAACUUCUUUGAUGAAUGUAACCCAGUUUUACUGCUUCAAAAUGUUCCAAUUCAGACAAAGACGAGCCAUCUCACCAUAACCAUCCAGACAGUGGUUUGUUAAAUUUAGCAGCAUCCUUUGUCCCCAUGGUAAUUAAAACCACAAGUUCUUGAAUCUCACAAAAAUAAUGAUUAGGAGCUUUUCUCAGCCUACUUGGCUUGGCCUUGAAUGGCAGCCAUUUUAUCAUGAGGAAAAAAUGGUUUCCCACCAAUCACAUCAUCCUUGCCCUCUGAAAAAUGGCAAGUUAUUUGUGUCUAUGUAAUUACCAUUUUAUUAUUUUAUGGAAAAGUAAUUUAUUAAUAGCCUAUUAUGUGUUCUCACUUGCUUCUCUGAGCAAGUGAUUAACUCUGAGGAAAAAUGUUGAAUAAAACCAUGAAUUAUAG
Fukomys damarensis (Damara mole-rat) is the source of this 5306-nucleotide messenger RNA. RefSeq names its product ADAM metallopeptidase with thrombospondin type 1 motif 18 (gene Adamts18). Lineage: Eukaryota; Metazoa; Chordata; Mammalia; Rodentia; Bathyergidae. The transcript is spliced from 23 exons. Gene Ontology annotation, biological process: proteolysis; extracellular matrix organization. The record is from RefSeq and is a predicted model, not a curated record. Gene Ontology annotation, molecular function: metalloendopeptidase activity. The coding region runs from base 19 to 3612 and encodes 1197 amino acids. Gene Ontology annotation, cellular component: extracellular matrix.